Molecule: messenger RNA, 2603 nt
Organism: Astyanax mexicanus (Mexican tetra)
Lineage: Eukaryota; Metazoa; Chordata; Actinopteri; Characiformes; Acestrorhamphidae
Gene: hoxa1a
Product: homeobox A1a
Exons: 2
Coding region: 966-1973 (335 amino acids)
Biological process (GO): regulation of transcription by RNA polymerase II
Cellular component (GO): nucleus
Molecular function (GO): RNA polymerase II cis-regulatory region sequence-specific DNA binding; DNA-binding transcription factor activity, RNA polymerase II-specific
Source: RefSeq, a predicted model, not a curated record
UAGAAGCUAAUCAGCAAAUAAACACUUAAAUUCUAUGUGAAAAAUCUUUGUAAUGUUAAAAUAACCUGCACAUAAAGGUGAUAGAUCAAUUCUUACAGUUCUUACCUAAUAUAAUAUUUUGUUAUUUGUAUUAUUUAUUGUUGUUUGUUUUAAAGGUUUAAAGAGCCUUGGCUGAAAGUAAAGCUUUUUUGCCAAUCUUUUCAAUGCUCUUCACACACACUCUACUCUUUUUUUUCAAGCAAUGGUUAUAUAUUUAAGACAUGUUCUGCAGAUCUACAGAGUGAAUCAAAUGUUUAGCAUUUAUCACGGAUACAGCCAUGCACUAAUUAGAGAAGCUAAACUCUGGUCCGGUCUUGCAUACGGCUUGCCGGCUCAAACACUAUUGAUUUUAGUCACUUGUCAGGUUAGGAAGGUGUGUUUAAUUCCGGGAAUGAACAAACCUUGCUUACAUCCAGGGACCAGUAAAAACGCGUUUGUAAAUAUAGAAGUCAAACGAUUUACGUUUUACCGCUAUUUGUGUGGUCCUAGACUUUUGAUUUCUGACCUUGCAAAAUCACGUAUUCCAUUGGUCUCGAACUUGUCCUACCUGAUGGUUCAAGUGUCGGAUACUUCACACACGUUUCUCUCACGCCCAUCGCUCCUCAGCAUCCGUGCACCUUAGUUCCUCCACUCCUGCGCUCUGCUGUUCCAUCAAUUGUUCCUACGAGUAGGACCCAAUCGGUGCGCUGACGUCAUUGAUCGACAAGAGGUCGGAAUUUACAUAAGCUUACUCUUUAACGACUAUCUGUCAGCGCGAGGCCACUCAAGCUCAAGACCCAACAAAGCCACUGGUCACUGGCUGACCCGGCUCACGUGACUGUCAGUGUUCAUUCAUAUCAGCCUCGCGCGGUACUCUCCAAACGCGCGCUGAUUGAAGGUCUGGUGGUGUCAGACCGCCUAGAGAGUCCGGUCAGGAAGAUGCCAGAAUGAGCACGUUCCUAGAUUACUCCGUGAUGAGCGGCGGGGACGGAGGUGGCGGGGGCUCGUGCUCCGUUAGAGCUUUUCACACAGAUCACGGAAUUACAACUUUCCAGUCGUGCUCGGUCACGGUGAACAACUGCUCUGGAAACGAGCGGUUCUUGUCCGACAGGGCAUCACCGGACACCGUAUCCAGUCAUCCGAAUCAGGCUGGGUCCUACCAGUCCUCCGGGACCCUGUCAAUCGCUUACGGUGCGCACCCGUCCUACGGGAGCCAAAGUUUUUGCGCCGGUUAUAAUCCCUACCCCCUGAACCAGGACGCUGAUACGACUGGUGGGUUCGCUCAGUGCGGCCCCCUGGUCUACUCUGGAAACAUUGUGCAGCACCACCACCACCAUCCUCACCAUCCUCAUCAUCCUCAUCAUCAUCGCCAUGGCUACAGCGGUAGCAACGCGCACCUACAUCACGGGCAACUUCAGUACGCAGCCGCAGCCUACGGUCAUGGUCAGGAUCAGGCAAAUCUGACCUUCGUGGGGGGAUGCUCAAACCACCUAUCUCCUCUGCAUGGCCACCACGAUACGUGCUGUUCACCUCUGUCAGACGGCUUGUCCACGGCGCAGACCUUUGACUGGAUGAAGGUUAAGAGGAACCCCCCAAAAACAGGUAAAGUAGGAGAGUACGGUUACGGUGGGCAGCCCAACACCGUUCGCACCAAUUUUACCACAAAACAACUAACAGAGCUGGAGAAAGAGUUCCACUUCAACAAGUACUUAACCCGUGCCAGGCGUGUGGAGAUAGCUGCCGCUCUCCAGCUGAACGAGACUCAGGUGAAGAUUUGGUUUCAGAACCGUCGCAUGAAGCAGAAGAAACGCGAAAAAGAGGGUCUGAUGCCCAAGACUGUGUCUGAACCAGGAGAUGGUCCAGAAAAGGCGGAGGAUAUGUCCGAAAAGUCUCUUUCUGCACCUUCAACUCCAUCUCCUGCCUCCACAUCUGCUGACCACUAUUCUUCAGGCUAAAGGCCUCAAUAUUAUUUUCUAUUGAUGGGAAAAAGAUGAUGAUGAUGAUGUUGACAACCAUGACUCUGGCCACAAACUUUGUAGCAGUUAGAGUGCGUCAACAUAACUGGACAUGCCCACCGGUAUGAGCCGCGAUAAUGCACUAUUUUUUUUAACUUUUGACCAUUCAGUGUUUUGUGUUGUUGUAAGCUGAGUUUAUUAUAUAGCCUGUUGGAUUCCAAUUCAAUCAUUAAUUAGUUAAAAUUAUUGUAUGUGUAAGUGGUCAGCAAAAGUUGCAUAAGCUGUAUUCAUGCAAAUGCCCUAGCUGGAAUGGGGACGCUUGUACUCUUGUUUUGAUGCCUACCUCAUGUACCAAAGAAUGGAAAUUUUGUGGGACUGUGAAAGAGAAAUAGAGAAGAAAAGGAAAAGAGAAAAAAGGUAUGAUUAGAUAAAUCUGGCUUGAUGUUGUACACUCCUAAAACUACCUGCCAUGGAGGGACCACCUUUGGUUUCCUUUUAAACCUUUCAAUUGAAGGGUCUUUGAGAAACCUUUAAUUUUGUCUGAAUAAGAAGUGCUAAAAGAACCUCCACGUAAUGUAGUUCUAGAAAAGUUCUAGAGAACGUUUCAAUUGGGGGUAAAAAAAAGAAAAA